This is a messenger RNA of Lotus japonicus, 2377 nucleotides long. Its product is annotated as ferric reduction oxidase 2-like. The transcript has 8 exons. The coding region runs from base 88 to 2217 and encodes 709 amino acids. NCBI's taxonomy places the organism in Eukaryota, Viridiplantae, Streptophyta, Magnoliopsida, Fabales, Fabaceae. Gene Ontology annotation, cellular component: plasma membrane. Gene Ontology annotation, molecular function: oxidoreductase activity. The record is from RefSeq and is a predicted model, not a curated record.
GUCUUCAUCUGCAGAGACUCAGAGUCUCUCAAUUUCUGGGAACAAACUAGCUACUUUACGUUAUAAUUUUUCCUUUGAAGCAAAAAAAUGCCUGAAGAAAUGGUGAAAAGGUCACCUGCUCAAGAAAAAUAUGGCAGGAUUCAAUUUGCAAUAAGGUUAGUGGCGGUGCUAGUGUUUCUGGGAUGGAUUCUACUAUGGAUAAUGGCGCCCACAAACACUUACGCAAAAAAAUGGAGUCCUCAAAUUGUAAAAAAGACUAUUUCUACAUAUUUUGGAAUACAAGGUUCAAAUAUUCUGACUUUCACUUUCCCAAUCUUGUUCAUAGCUGUUUUGGGAUGUGUCUACCUCCAAAUAGCCACAAAAAGCACCAUCAUCAGCAGCAGCAAUGACCUCUCAACCAUGUGGAAGAGUCCAGUGCUUGUAAAAGGCCCUCUUGGCAUUGUUUCUAGCACAGAACUAGCAUUCUUGCUCAUGUUCAUUGCAUUAUUAAUUUGGUCUUUUACAACUUAUAUAUACAAUAGCUUUCCACAAAUCACUCCGAAAUCAGCAGCAGCAUUUGGCAUGAACGUAUGGGAAGCGAGACUAGAUUAUGCAGCAGCGUGGUUGGGUAGGACUGGGACCGUAUGCUUGGCAUUCCUGUUUUUUCCGGUGGCGCGUGGCUCGACGGUCCUUCCACUGCUUGGCCUGACCUCGGAGAGUUGCAUCAAGUACCAUAUUUGGCUUGGACACAUAGUCAUGACAAUCUUCACUUCUCACGGCAUUUGUUACAUCAUCCUUUGGGCAGCCACAUCCCAAAUUUCUCAGAUGCUGAAAUGGAACAAAGUUGGGAUAUCAAUAGUGGCAGGAGAGAUAGCUUUGCUUGCUGGUUUAUUCCUGUGGGUUACAACCAUUCCCCGCAUAAGGCGAAAAGUUUUUGAGCUCUUCUUCUACGCUCAUUACAUAUACAUCAUCUUCAUCAUUUUCUUCGUCUUUCACGUUGGCAUUACCUAUUCGCCCUCCAUGAUGCUUCCUGGUUUCUACCUCUUCUUGGUUGAUCGCUUCCUGAGGUUUCUACAAUCAAGUCGCCAAGUUCGAGUGGUUUCUGCUCGUGUUUUGCCAUGUGAAACUGUAGAACUCAACUUCUCUAAGGGCCAUGGGUUAACAUAUAAUCCCACAAGUGUGAUGUUCAUAAAUGUUCCAAGCAUAUCCAAGCUGCAGUGGCAUCCAUUUACAGUCACUUCUAAUAGUAACUUGGAGCCAGAAAAGCUAAGUGUCGUCAUUAAAAGUGAAGGAGCUUGGACCCAGAAGCUCUACCAACAGCUUUCAACUUCCACAAUAGAUCGCCUCGGUGUGUCUGUUGAAGGUCCUUAUGGACCUGCUUCAUUCAAUUAUCUAAGGCAUGACACACUUGUGAUGGUGAGUGGAGGAAGUGGCAUAACACCUUUUAUCUCCAUCAUUCGGGAGCUUAUAUAUCAAAGCACUGCACUCAAAUGUAAAACCCCAAAAGUUGUUCUCAUUUGUGCAUUCAAGAAGUCUUCAUCUCUGUCAAUGCUAGAUUUGAUCCUUCCAAUUUCUGGCACCCCAUCUGACGUUUCUAGUCUAGAAGUACAAAUUGAGGUUUACAUCACAAGAGAUAAGGAGCUUCAAUCAGAAACCCCAAUUCACCCUCAAACCAUAUUGUUCAAGCCAAAGCCAACUGAUGCACCUGUACAUGCCAUUUUAGGUCCAAACAGUUGGCUCUGGCUUGGUGCUAUAAUUUCAUCCUCAUUCAUCAUUUUCCUUAUCAUAAUUGGGAUCAUUACUCGUUUCUACAUUUUCCCUAUCGAUCAUCAUUUGGAACAAACAUUCUCAUAUUCUUUGAGGGCGUUCCUUAACAUGAUAGCAAUAUGUGUGUCCAUAGCCAUUGUUUGCAGCACAGCUGUUCUUUGGAACAAGAAAUACAAUGCUGAAGAAACAAAGAUUCAGAACUUGGUAGGGUCAUCAACAACGUCAUCAAACUCAAUGAUUAACAAUGAAGAUAGAGAGUUGGAAAGCCUUCCAUACAAUUCCCUUGUUCAAGCUACCAAUGUGCAUUAUGGUGUAAGACCAGACCUAAAAAGACUGCUAUUUGAACUCAAAGGGACAAGUGUGGGAGUUGUCGUUUCAGGACCCAAAAGUUUGAGGCAUGAUGUUGCAGCCAUUUGCUCAUCUGGUUCAGCUAAAAACCUCCAUUUUGAGUCCAUCAGUUUUAGCUGGUGAAUUUUUACUCCUACUAUUUUGAAGUGUGGAAAUAAGUUAAUGAUCAAUCCCUAUAGCAGGACCUAGUAGUCUCAGCUAGCCUGGAUGAACUUUGAACUUUUAUGUUGCUUUGAUUUAAUUGGGCCUUAAUGACUAGCAGAUAAUGAAGUUUACUUUGGUA